This is a messenger RNA of Nicotiana attenuata, 5893 nucleotides long. RefSeq lists its product as uncharacterized. The transcript is spliced from 10 exons. Lineage: Eukaryota; Viridiplantae; Streptophyta; Magnoliopsida; Solanales; Solanaceae. The coding region runs from base 347 to 5893 and encodes 1848 amino acids. The record is from RefSeq and is a predicted model, not a curated record.
CUCUCUCUCUCUCUUCCUUUUUUCUCCCUCUUCAGCUUCUUUCACUGUAGCUUCUCUCUCUGCGCAAUUGCCAUUUCUAUCGGCGAUUCAAAAACUUACAAUUCGGAUAGCCAGAGGAUCCGUUCCAAGCUCAGUUGGUGCAGCUUCGGGAUUUGUUGUUUUUGCAGUUGUCGAGGAGGCAGCUGAUUCUUAGCUUCUAAGAAUAGUGAUCCAAGUUAUUAUGUAUAAGUUCUGGAAUUUACAUUGCAAUGCUAGAUAGAGAAAAGGUUGAGUUUAUUGAUAUCUUGCUAUGUUAGUAAUUGUAUAGCAACAUUUAACAAUCAAAGGUUUGGGACUUAAAUUAUCUAUGCCUGGCAAUGAAGUCAGAGAUAGGGUUCACAAUUUUUUCGCACAAGACAGCUUGUCACAAGGAGAACAGCAUUCCCCGGUAGUGGAUGGGAAUUUUUCAGCACUAAGUAAUAUUUUGGGGGUUGGAAGCCAGAGACAGACAGGUGGACUGAGUUCCAACACAUACAAUUUACAGAACUCUGAAACUACGAGAGCAGGUAGCAGUUAUCCAUUUAAUGUGCAGCAUGGCUUGGAAUCUGCACAAUCAACCCCAUGGACUGAGUUUGCUAAAAGUCAGUCACAAAGUCAGCAGCCAAACUUGAAUGGAAACAUGUAUGGUAAUCAGUAUUACCAGACAAAGCAGGAUGAAUCCAGAUUUCUGGCUGUGAAUACAGGUUCUAAUCAGUGUAAUCUAGCCUCCGGUGCCUCAUCUUUUCAUGAAUUGCAGCGAGGGGUGGGUCUUGAGCAGCAGGCAAGGGGACCAGUCAGGUCAGAACCUUCUGGAGGUCCUAUUAGUUUUGAUCUUUUUGGUGGUCAGCAAAUGAACCGUCAGCAAUCAAACAUGCUGCAAUCUUUGCAACGGCAGCAGUCUGGGCUUAACGAAAUGCAGCAACUGCAACAGCAAGUCAUGUUCAUGAAGAUGCAAGAAUUUCAGAGGCAACAGCAACUAGAUGCCAGUCCACAACAUGCAUUAAAUCAGGCUCCUCCCCUUGCUAAGGUGGCAUCUACUAGCCAUUCCCCUGCUUCUGUUAAUGGCACUACAAAUCCCGGUGCAGCAAAUUAUGCGCUCGCAACUGAGAUUGGCAACACUAAUUGGUUGCAACGUGGUUCUCCAGUUCUUCAAGGAUCCUCAAACGGAUUCAAUCCCACAAAUUAUGGCCAAGCUGCACAACAUUUGAUGGGUUUGAUUCCUCAACACAUUGAUCAGUCUCUAUAUGGAACUCCUGUUUCCGAUUCAAGAGGAAGCUUGAACCAAUUUCUACAGAUGGGAACAAAGAAGCCUGCAGUGCAGCCAAUGCCAACCUUUACUGGUUCAUUUCCGGGUAAUGAAUGUGCUGCAUUGUCAGAUCAAGUCAGUGGGCCGGAUGGGACUUCCAUUCCUAGACAGGGAUUACAAGGUGAAAGUUUAUUUGGUCAUACUGUAAGUCAAGCUCAAUCUAAUGCGAUCAAUAUCAAGAACCUUCAGCAAGCAAAUAUUAUGCAAAAAGGUUCAGCUCUCCAGGAUUUCUGCGGCAGACUGGAUCUGACCAAUCCCUCAGAGACCUCGCAGGAGAAAGUGGCACCAACUUCUUCACCAGAGAAUAAAGUUGGUUUAGAUCCUACAGAAGAAAGAAUUUUGUUCGGUUCAGAUGAUAAUAUAUGGAAUGCCUUCUCCAAAAGCCCUAAUAGGAAUGAGGAAGGUGGUAAUCUUUUUGAUAGUGCAGGAUUACUGACCGGAUUUCCUUCUCUCCAAGGUGGUACUUGGAGUGCUCUUAUGCAGUCUGCUGUUGAAGAAGCUUCUAGCAGUGAUGUUGCCCCGCAGGAGGAAUGGGGUGGUUUGAAUUUUCACAGUGCUGAAAUUUCUUCAGGGAAUCAUAAUUUGAUGUACAACAGUGGGAGACAUAAAGCAUCUUCUGCUGAAGACAAAUUGCCCCUAGCCCCUUCCUUGAAUUUUUCUGUUCAGCCCUGUGAUAGCACCAAUAUGAACAACAGCUUUCACAACGUCCAGGAGCACAGGUUUCCGUAUGAGCGAGGCCAGAAUAUGCAAAGGAAUUCUCUAAGACUUGCCCAGUCAUCAGAUGGAGGAAGCAAGUCGUCAGAUUUUGGUCCACUGCAGACAUCAGUUGCUGAAGCAAGCCAGAAAUUUAGCAAUACUUCACAUCCUCUUGACCCUGAGAUGAUUGCAAGAAGGGUUUCUGAUAAUUUGACAGCCCAGCUUGGUGGAGCUACACAACCGUGGAUGAAUUCAGCUAAUUGGGGUGUUCUUGGAUCAGCAGUACCAUCUGGAGAUGCAGCGUUAAGUAUUUCAAGUGAUAACUCAUCAAAACGUUUGCAGGACAACAAUCAGAACAAAUGCAUCCAAGACGAAGUCUUUCAUGUUGGUGUGGCAUUGAAAUCUAGUCCUCGCCGUAUUUCUGCAGUUGGUAUGGAGCAUGCGGGAUCAUCUGUAGCUAGUCUGCAGGGGAAUUCAGAGGUCUUUAGCUUCUAUAACUCUGCCACAGUUCCAAAUUCAAGUAUGAUGAAGGGUGCUGAAGAAACCAAACAAUCUCUUCAAAAUAAUAAUCAAUCUAAUUACUGGACAAAUGCUGAUUUGGUUAAAUCUACUGUAAGUGAAAGUUUGGGGGUUUUACAGCGUCAUGUUAUGAAAGACAACCAGGUUUUGCACUCAUCACCGGAUGUUGGUGACAAAGAGUUUAAAAUGUAUGAGAUGGAGAACAGUGAUAAGAAGGAUAACUCAAAUGACAGCUAUCACUCUAACUCACACCCUCAUUCUUCUGCUGGUGGGGUUGGGGAAAAUGCAUUAUCAGAUGCCAGUGAUUCUAGGUGUCUUCUCAUGGGGAAGCAGAAGUUGUCUAAUCAGGGUGGUCUGAAAAAUUCUUGGCCUCCGAAGUUUCAGUACCAUCCCUUGGGAAACUUGAAUGAGGAUGCUGAUCCUCCUUGUAGCAUGAAACAAUCUACUCAUUCUCAGUCUGUAGUGCAGCACAAUUCCUUGAAUGGACAAUCAAAGGUUUUUGGUCAGGUUCCUCAGAGUCGGGCAGAAUUAGAAAAGGGGAAGUUGCCUGAUGUUUUGAUGGAUGGAAAAGGCUCUCACGAGGUGCAUUUGCAGAGCAGAUCUGGUGUAUCUAAUAUUCCUGGGCUUUUCAAUAGAUCUCUUGACUUACAUUCACCUAAUAAAGUUGCGCAAUCUAGUCCAAACAUGUUACAACUUAUUCAGAAGGUGGACCAAUCGAGAGAGUGUGGUUCUGUGGCACAGUUCGGUCAUUCGGAGCACAAAGCAUCAUAUGAGAUGCCUGAAGCAGAUGAGUCUGAUGAGCCAGUUAGUCAUCACCAGAGAAGUCAGUCUUCUGCCCCUCAAGGCUUUGGAUUGCAACUUGGCCCUCCAUCUGGACGUGCAUCAGUCCGAAGCCAUUCUUUGUCAUCUCAGAGCGCUAUCCAAGCAGUUAGCUCUUCGCAUUCAAAUCAUGCUGCUGUUGACACUGGUGAGAAGAAUCAAGAUCUAAUUCAUCAGGCUCAAUCCUUACUUCCACCUUCUGACCUCUCCCAGGAAGGGUUGAAGAAUAAUAGAUUUGGUAUUCCAGGAAGUAGCAAUAAUGAAACUUCUAUGUACUUAAUGCCAGGAAACCUUUCUCCAGCAUUUGAAUCUCUUUCUGGUUUUCCCUAUAUGGGAGGUCAGAUUAAAAGUCCAAAUGUGGUUAGGACAACUGAGCAAGUCUCAACAAAUCAAUCUGUUAGUGUAUCUUUUGAUAAACAUGUUUCCUGUCAUACAGAGAAAGGCGACUCUCACAGAGGAUCUGCAAAUGGUCAAUCUGUGGGGGCUUCCUUGCCGGAUGUGGCAGGCAAUACACAAGAUAAGAGUGUCCUCCCUGCAUGCAAAUCCCAAUUAAGUAAUGCCAAUGGUGCAGUGAGAAGUAUCUUUACCAAUCAUGUUUCAUCCCAGGAGCAAGUGUCAGUUUCUCAGCCAUUAGUGUCUGGCAUCGCUCAGCAGGAUAUGUCUUCAAAAAUGUCCUCCAGUAUGUGGACUAAUUUUCCACCACCUCAGCAACCUUUUGGUGCUCAGUAUGACAAGAAUCCUUCCCAUAUCUCCCAAUCACAUCAGUUGAAUAUUGUGGAGUCAUCGUUUUCUGCUCCAGGGAGGCGAAGUGAUCAAUACUCCAAUAGAGGAGGGAAUUUGGCUCCCCAGAUUGGUACCAGCUCAGUGAAUUCCCUGGGGUCUGCUGAAGCGGAAGAACAGCGUGCAGAGGGAAGCUCUCCGCAAGUACCAUUGAGAAAUGUUGACCUCGUCCAGAAGAUGAAUGAUUCGCAAGGUAGAGAAUCUAUUGACAAGUAUAUCCUGGGAGGAUCUCCUGCAAAUUCUGUAUCUAUGCAGAGAGAUAUCGAAGCCUUUGGCCGAUCUUUGAAGCCAAACAACUUAUCUCAUCCGAACUAUUCCCUAUUAAACCAAAUGCGGGCCAUGAAACAGGUGGAGAUAGAUCCAAGCAAUAGGGCCUUCAAAAGAAUGAAAGUAGCAGACAGUUGUGCAGGUGCUCUGCAAGUUCCUUCUGGGGACACUGGAAUGCUAGGAUUCUCCGGGCCAGAGGAUUUGCAAAGAAGCAUUUCAUCUCAACAAGUGGGGAAAAUGACUCCUCAGGAUGUACUUGCACUUUGUCAGGAUGAUUCUCAGAGCGGUGCUCACAGCAAUAAUACAAAUUCUGUUAAGCUUGAGCAAACUCAAAAUGGUCCUCAGCUGGAACCUUCCUGGUUAAAUCAGUGCAGAACCUUAAAAAACAGGCAGAUGUUACAGAUGUAUGAUGCACGUAGAGCUGCUGCAAUGAAGACAAUCAAACAAUCUUUCACUAUUGGGAACUCUUCCAGUAGUUUGCAUGCACUUAAUACUAUGCUGCAAGUCAUACCUGCAACUGCCGAUCGAAGUUCAAUCAGUAAUCUUGAGCCAAAUUCUAUCCCCAGCUCUGCUGCAAUUGAGCAUUUUUCUUUCCCGCAGACAUUGCCAGUGAAUGCUGGUCAUCAGCACCAAAUUUUGAAACCCAUGAAGCGGAAACGUGCUACAUCUGAACAUACUCCUUGGUAUAAAGAAGUUUCAGUAGAUUCACGGAGCAAUCAGACAAUCAGCCUGGCAGAAAGAGAGUGGGCUAGAGCUGCUAAUAGGCUUACUGAAAACGUUUACUUUGAACUGCAAUGGCUUCUUGCUUCUGGUUUAGCACAUCUUAAAACAUAUAAAGCUGAUGAAAAUGAGGGCACAAGUACUAAGAGUACUUAUUGGUUGUUCUUGGGAGUUCAUUUUAUCUUUUCAUCUGUUCCACUUCUGUUGAUUAUAUAUUCUAUCUGCUUUUCUGAACUCUGGUUUGCUUUCUAUUUUGUUGUUCCUAUGAUCAGACUGGACAAGAGAGCAUCCUUAUUAGAUGUGAUAGUAGAAGGGCAAGACCAAGAGAAAUUCGCCGUUAUCAAUUGGUUCGCGAAGUUCCACGGCCGGGGACAAUCUGAUGGUGCUGAGACCUCAUCUUCAUCAGGCCCAGCUGCACAUACCCACAAACCUUUUCCCCAGAGAUACGUCACUGCACUUCCAAUACCGAAAAAUCUCCCUAGUGGGGACUGUAUGGAUCAAAAUCUGACCACACGUGGAUUAGCGUUAACAGGAAUGGAACACGAGCAUUCUCACAGGUACGCAAAGAAGGAACGAACGCCGCCAAACAGACCAGGAAAAUGUUCCGUACCAUACCACCUCGCAAGCAAUGAGCGAACAAAGCCCUCUAAGUCGUACCGUACUACAAAUGACAGAAACGGCUCAGAACAGGUCGACAUUGUUAAGAAACAAUCUCCGGAAUCGGGGUCUGAGCGAUGGGCCCAUGAAACGCACAGUAAUCUCCAAUGA